Camponotus floridanus (Florida carpenter ant) is the source of this 2194-nucleotide messenger RNA. It is a transcript of the gene SPARC, whose product is annotated as SPARC. The transcript is spliced from 6 exons. Bases 183 to 1097 code for a protein of 304 amino acids. Gene Ontology annotation, biological process: anatomical structure development. Gene Ontology annotation, molecular function: calcium ion binding; collagen binding; extracellular matrix binding. The record is from RefSeq and is a predicted model, not a curated record. Lineage: Eukaryota; Metazoa; Arthropoda; Insecta; Hymenoptera; Formicidae.
UUCCUCCGCGGUAUCGCUCCGGACAGAUCGGCGCGAUGCCGCAACGCGCCUCGAGCGCAGUCAGUAACGGUCCAGCGGCCGAUUUGGAGGGUUGUUUCUCUUCUCGAUCCUUCUUGAGAAAGGAAAACCUCGAGUGAACGGAGGAAGCGGUUUGCGAGGAAACGCCAACGCGAGAAAUCGCAAUGCGGACGAAGCUGCAGCUAUUGUUGAUCGCGUUGCUCCUGGCGGUCCUGAUAGUGGAUGUAUCCGCCCUACAGUCUCAGCAUAGACGGAAAUAUCGACGUCGCACGACCACAACGGAGGUGCCCGUUCAAGAUGAGAUCAUGAACAUGCUGGAGGCUGAUGAAAUAGCCGAGGAGGCGGAGGACGCUGAGGUCAUUCUCGAAAAUGGCAGAAACGAGGCUGGAUCGAAGCAGCAACUCCAGACAGACCCGUGCCUGGACAAACACUGCGGCGCUGGUCGCAUUUGCCAGAUUACGGAAGAGGGUACGGCCGAGUGCGUUUGCGUGGAGCUCUGUAACCAGGAGGUCGAUCCGCGUCGUAAGGUCUGCACUAAUUAUAAUGAGACCUUCGGCAGCGACUGCGAGGUGUAUCAAGCGCGUUGCUUUUGCAACACCGGUGACGCCAGGUGUAAAGGCCCCGACUAUCAACAUGUCCACAUCGAGUACUAUGGCGAGUGCCGACAGAUGCCCAUGUGUAAGGAGGAGGACAUGGCAGACUUUCCCAGGCGAAUGCGCGACUGGUUGUUCAACAUAAUGCGCGAUUUGGCAGAUCGUCAAGAAUUACCGUCACAUUACCUGAAGAUGCAACGCGAGGCCGAAACCAAUCACACAUUACGUUGGACAAACGCGGCUAUUUGGAAGUGGUGCGACUUGGACGGGCAUCCACACGACCGGGCGGUGUCGAGGCACGAGCUCUUCCCGAUCAGGGCGCCUUUAAUGGCCCUCGAACACUGCAUCGCGCCCUUCCUCGAUUCUUGUGACGUCGACAACGAUCAUAAGAUCACGCUGAUCGAAUGGGGCAAGUGUCUACAGCUCGAUGAGGACGACAUAGAUGACAAGUGCGAUGAAUUGGCGGAAGCGACUCACGAGGAUUAGAGACUCAUCGAAUCCUUCUCCUCGGAGGAGGACGGAAGAUGGGCGCGAGCGACAGAGACACGGGAUAGAGUAGAUCGGGGAUAUGCGAACACAAUAGCAGGACAGACAAACGGUCAAGGAAGGCGCGAAGGGCGCGAGUAACGCGCAGGGAAGGGCAGGGCAGGGCAGCGGACGGUGGGGCAGGAGAAGGGAGAGGGGAGGGCGAAUAAAAAUGGCGGGAAAAAUCAUCGCGAACGCGCAUGCGUGGUCGCGGCAGCACGCAGGCCCCGCACGCAUCGACGAGUCGAUACUAUGCGACGAGGCCGUAUCGUUGCGAUGCCGAUACGCCUUGCCGUGCCAUGCCAUGUCGUCUCCUCGUUAAGUGCCAAGCAAUCGGGCUACUCCAACUCGGCUCCUCAAUAAUACAGGCCUUAUCGUCGAUGCGGCGUGAUUUGCAAUUAUGACCGAUUACGCGGAUGGAAGAAUUCAAAUUCCAAUAUGCAAUCGAACGUCUCGAUACUUACGGUCGCAUCAAUUAAUUUGAAUUCAAGUCAAAUGAAGGACACGCGAUUCAAGGCGUAUAAAUGAAACUUGCGAAUAGAUAUUUGCUCUUUCGAGACAGGGAAAUUUGAGUCAGAAACGAUGCAGAGAAUUUAAUUCGGAAAAUUUUUCGGAUAAAGGGAAGGGAUACGUCUCGAUUAUAAAUAAAACUAAUAAAUUGUAUUAAACAGAAGUUCGUCAUUUGUCAAUUAAGGGAAGAGAAAUUUAUCCAGGAAUAUCCAUGCGACUAUAAAGCUAAAAAUAAAUGUAAGUGGAGUUGAACUUUAUCGACAAACUCGUCGAUGCGAGAUAUUCGAAUAAUGCGGAUCUUUUACACAUUUAUUCGCCAUUUUAUGAUCGUCCCGCCAUAUGUCGUUAACCGUCCGUUUCGCCGUCCAAUGACGAUACAGAAUUGAUCGUAGAAAUUAAAGAUUCCCCUUCCGAGCAUAUCUCUCAAGAAAAAAGUGUUCCGAAAUAUAUUAUAUAAGAUACGUUAGGUUCAAUAUAAAAAUUCGUGCUCGCGCCCCCUGUAGUAUAAUUUGUUACCCUGUAGCAACAUAUUUUCUAUAUGCGAUUUU